GUGAAGGUUCUCAUUAUAUAUCCACAUUCUUAACCCGGUUUGCUGACCUCAUUAUUGAAGGACAUCGCGGCCAAAGAGCUGAAGCAUCUGAGUCACGAGGUUGAAGGAACAGAUAUUUACGCUCAAAACUGGAAAGCGGCAAUUGAACGCGCGGACUUCACUCAGUUGCGGGAUGGUGAUAGACUUAAUUUUACAAGCGCAUCUAGUACAGCAUAUUCCCAAGACAAAUUGACCGACGACGUCAAGUUGGAGCACAAGAAGCUUAUGUGCGCUAAUACUGUGAUAUUGAGCUUUCCCUUGUGGUGGUUUUCCAUGCUAGCAAUUCUGAAAGGAUGGAUUGUUCGCGUUUUCUCUUGUGGGCUUGUCUAUGGUGUUGGUGAGCACAGUGACCAAAAGUGAGGAGACCGGUACGGCGAAGGCCGCUUCACUGGAAAGCGCGCAAUGAUUAUGGUGACAGCUGGCGGGUGAGAACAGCAUUAUGAGGAUUGUGGAAUCAACGGGCCCAUCGACGACAUACUCUUUCCGAUAAAUCAUGGCGUACUUUGCUAUCCUGGUUUCACCGUGUUACCCCCAUUUGUUAUAUACCGGACUGGCAAGAUGGGAGAAAAGAGAUUUAACAAGGUUGCUGAAAGCUUGAAAGAGCACCUUCGCCAAAUAGAGUUAUGGAUCCUAUUCUCUACCGUAAACAAAAUUAUGGUGACUAUAAUGUCCCUGCACUGA
Messenger RNA from Lachancea dasiensis, 720 nucleotides. The record is from the annotation of a GenBank genome assembly. Lineage: Eukaryota; Fungi; Ascomycota; Saccharomycetes; Saccharomycetales; Saccharomycetaceae.